This is a messenger RNA of Wickerhamiella sorbophila, 2481 nucleotides long. RefSeq names its product Importin subunit beta-5. The annotation marks the transcript as partial. Lineage: Eukaryota; Fungi; Ascomycota; Dipodascomycetes; Dipodascales; Trichomonascaceae. Gene Ontology annotation, biological process: protein import into nucleus. Gene Ontology annotation, molecular function: small GTPase binding. Gene Ontology annotation, cellular component: nuclear envelope; cytosol. The transcript has a single exon. The record is from RefSeq and is a predicted model, not a curated record.
AUGGAUCAGCUUCUCCAGCACGCGAUGUCGAGCGAUGUUGUAGCGCGUCAGACCGCCGAGACUGCCAUUGAACAAUACGUUGUGUCAAGGCCAGAUGAUUUUUUCAAUGAUAUUUUCAGAAUUGCCCAUGCUGAGGACUCCACAAAGGAGAUGGCUCAUAUGACAAUGCUUGUCGCUAAAGCGGUGAUUUUACGGCACUGGGGCCCAGAAUUCGAGCAGUUUGAAAGGCCUAUGCUCGGACCUGAUACAAAGACGAAUGUUCGGCGAGAGCUUCUUAAUAUUGUGGGCACUUCUGCCUCUCCUAAGGUGAGAGCUACCGCUGCGAGUGUCGUAUCCAGAAUCGGUGGUAACGAAUUCCCAGAUCAAUGGCCUGACUUAUUGGAAAACAAUAUGAAACUAUUGCGGUCCGAAGGUGUGGCACUUGCUGGUGGUCUGGAGCUCUUCAAAGAGCUUCUAAUUGACACUCUCAGAGAACAGGAUUUUUUUGAAAUUGGCGCUUUCGUCAUGUCAUGCUUGCUAGAGGCUGCAGACCACAAAGAACACAGACUUGCUGCUUUGAAAUGCUUUCAUGAGUGCAUAAAUUUCUUUUUAAUGGGUGAUGAUGAUCAGUUGCCGGUGCUUGAAGCUAUCAUUAAAGGAGAUGUCAAUAAGUGGUGUCUCUUAUUCAAGCAUGUUAUAAUCCACGAAGCUGAGGAAACGGACUUACAGGAUGAGAUUAUUCUUACUUUGAGAGACCUUGAAUCAGCUUUCCCUUCAGUACUAGCUCCAGAGAUUCCAGAACUGUUCAGAACUGUUGUUGAGCGAGUAGAGCAAUGCCGUGUUUCCCGAAAUGUUAAUGAUGAGCUCCUGACACAUCAAAUUAAUUUGAUCGAUAUGUUUUUCAGGGCCAAAGGUAGCGAGACAAUUCACAGAUCGCUACUUGACAUGCAAGUGCUUCAACGGUUCCUUGAUAUUUGCAUCGCACAAGCGACUAUUCCCAAGGAGCUUCAACAUCUUUGGAUCGACGACUACAAUGAUUUUGUGAUUCACGAAGUCGAACUCGCUGAGGAUAUUUGGCCGCGCCCUGCCGUAGGUAACCUUACGGGAGAUUUGCGUCACCCAAUGAUUCUGGCAACACUUAUUGAGCGGGCAAAGACGGCACAAACAUGGCUCGAACUAGAAUCCAUUCUGUUUUUGAUUACAUGCGUUUUACAGCAGUUGUCAUUUGAAAGCCAGAAACUAACGCCAAAUCAUUUGUCGGAUAUCGCAGCCAUCGUCAGGAGCGCUACACAGCCCGAGUUACUACACGCUCGUGCGAUCAUUACCGGCGGCUAUAUUUUGAAAUACGCGGGUUCCAAACUUAGCAGUGAUACCAAAGACCAAAUGCUGAAACUGCCCUUCGAAAUUCAAUCAAAUGCUUCAAAUGUGGUGAAAAUAGCGGCUCUUCGUAACAUAUCGAUUGGCUGCACUGUAGCACCCGAAAAGCUUCGUUCCACACAAAAAAAUAUGCUGUCGUUGAUUGCGAGUCUUGUUCCUGAGUCAGAAGAAGAGACCCCAGCUCUGCUGGCCGACAUUAUGAUGAACAUUUUGCGCUUGAAUUUCCAGGACGUCCUCAUGGAUGACCAAGUAUACUCAUUGUUCUUCUCCUUGGUUAGCAAAGACACUGCUAAUAUCGAACUUACGGUUGAGCUCUUGUCUUUUGUUGAGGAAAUUUUCGAAAGUGCUGAGCAAAAUCCUGAGACACUGCCCAACAUUUAUCAGAAAUUACUGGUCCCAGUAAUUCAAACUUUGGCUAAUGCUCAGGCAUCAAAAUAUGAGUUCUCGAGUGACCUCCAGUUUGCUUUGGAUCUUGCUGCUGUCAUUUUUGAGCGUGGUGCAGAACUUCCGGACAAAAGUCGGCUUCUCCAGAUCUUCCACGAUCUAGUUUCAACGUGCGACGACCCUCAAAUUCUACAGUCCGGAUCCUUUGCAUAUGCUGCGCUUUUAGAGCGGCUGGGAACUAUAGAGCUGGACACUAACGCAAUUCAAAAUGUGUUGGAAGUGGCUGCAAAGCUAUUGGAUCCUGAUCUAGACGAUGCCUCCGGGCUUGCCUCCGGCCGCCUUGUGAAAGCAAUAAUCGCUACGUUUGGGUCUGAGCUCGGCGAUGUCUUGAGCGAAAUCAUUAUUGCAGCCGGAACGAGGCUAGCAGCUGCAGAAAACGCUUUACUUGCUGAGAGUCUCACGCUUCUAUUUUUCGAUCUUAUCAAUCGUGACGCACUGACUAUUGUAAAUCUGCUGGCAGAUCGUAACAUUCUAGAGCCAGUGUUGAAAAAAUGUUUAGCCACGUUCGAAGUUGUGCGUGGUGCAGACGAAAUCCAUGGAAGCGUAAGUGCCCUUGAGAACCUUUACGACCUAGAGGACCCCCGUAUCGAGGCUAUUCUAGUGAACGACGAGGCCUUGGCACCAAGAAACAAAAUUCUGACCCGAUCGGCCACGAAAAACAUGAAAUUCACGCAGGUUAGU